UUUUGACAGCUGUAAUUUUUAAUCCCUUAUUGAAACAAUAGCGCAAAGCUAAAUUCUGCGCUUAAAAUUAUUUAUUGAAACCGAGGAGCAUUGAUUUAAGUAAGCAAAAUGAGUAUUUUGAGAAAACUCGGGAGUAAACACAUUGAGCAAGCAAAACAGUGGGUAGGAACGUCUGCUGGUUUUGGUCUAGCUGGUGCAUAUGCCCUUUGCUACUUCACUGAUUGGAAAUUAGUUUUACAAUACUUGCCCUACUACAAUGGCAAAUAUAAGGAUCAAUAAAUGUUUAAAGCUGUAGAAAAACUUGAGUAAUAAAUUUCGAUAUAUAGUAUCU
This is a messenger RNA of Ctenocephalides felis (cat flea), 331 nucleotides long. Its product is annotated as cytochrome b-c1 complex subunit 10-like. NCBI's taxonomy places the organism in Eukaryota, Metazoa, Arthropoda, Insecta, Siphonaptera, Pulicidae. Gene Ontology annotation, cellular component: mitochondrial inner membrane. The coding region runs from base 109 to 279 and encodes 56 amino acids. Gene Ontology annotation, biological process: mitochondrial electron transport, ubiquinol to cytochrome c. The record is from RefSeq and is a predicted model, not a curated record. The transcript is spliced from 2 exons.